AAUCCCUCAUCCACGCCCGGUCGACGACUCAGCGUCCCUCAAAACUUCGCCCUACUCGGUGCCGUCCCUUGUGUCCUUCCACUCGCUACAUACUCAAAAAUGACUCUCGCCGUCGAUCUCCUCAACCCCCUCCCCGAGACUGAGAAGAGGAGCCACAAGCUCAAGCGUCUUGUGCAGUCCCCUAACUCGUAUUUCAUGGACGUUAAGUGCCCUGGCUGCUUUGCGAUCACGACUGUCUUCUCGCAUGCGCAAACCGUCGUUCUCUGCGGCGCAUGCGCAAGUGUGCUCUGCCAGCCUACUGGUGGUAAGGCACGGCUGACGGAAGGGAGCUCGUACCGGAGGAAGAACUAAGUUGUCUUUCGCUUCCUUGUCACCUCUGUAUCGCACUACCACGUAGCAUCUGCGCCCACAGUAUCGAUAUCAUCAUGCUUUCGUCACGCUUCGCUACACUCGACUCCGCGUCGUGUACUCUCACAGUAAAAUCGCUUCCUCACUAUGCUGCUGUGCGUGUGGGAGCCAUGCGGGACGAAGGUUAAGUAACCAAUAUUCUAGUCAUCCAUGUCAUGCGAUGUAUGAUCCAAGCUCACUAUGCA
This is a messenger RNA of Fomitopsis serialis, 593 nucleotides long. RefSeq names its product 40S ribosomal protein S27. Lineage: Eukaryota; Fungi; Basidiomycota; Agaricomycetes; Polyporales; Fomitopsidaceae. The transcript has 4 exons. The record is from RefSeq and is a predicted model, not a curated record. Gene Ontology annotation, biological process: translation; ribosomal small subunit assembly. Gene Ontology annotation, molecular function: structural constituent of ribosome; RNA binding. Gene Ontology annotation, cellular component: ribosome; cytosolic small ribosomal subunit. The coding region runs from base 100 to 351 and encodes 83 amino acids.